This is a messenger RNA of Fusarium coffeatum, 918 nucleotides long. RefSeq lists its product as uncharacterized. The coding region runs from base 1 to 918 and encodes 305 amino acids. The transcript has 3 exons. Gene Ontology annotation, molecular function: oxidoreductase activity. The record is from RefSeq and is a predicted model, not a curated record. Lineage: Eukaryota; Fungi; Ascomycota; Sordariomycetes; Hypocreales; Nectriaceae.
AUGUCCGGCGAAAUUAAGGAUGUCAUGAUCCUUGGAGGUCGUGGAAACUUGGGACCGCAUCUUAUUGCUGCUCUAGUCAAGACCGGCUUCAACGUUUCGGUCCUAAGCCGUGCUUCGUCAACCACCGCAGACGCAAGCUUCCACGGCGCCACUAUUGUCAAAUCCGACUACACCUUCCCAUCCCUUGUUGAAGUCUUCACUGGUCAAGAUGCCGUCAUCUCCACACUGUCAACAGUCAACAUCGCGGAGCAAAAGACCGUCAUCGAUGCCGUUGUAGCUGCAAAGGUCAAGCGCUUCAUGCCAAGCGAGUUUGGCAGUGACACUUCAGUCGAGGGUCUUGAGGAUAUGGCCCCAUUCCUCAAGGGCAAACAGGAUGUCAUGGAUUAUGUCAAGAGUAAGGUAGUUGAGGGAUUGACUUGGACUGCUAUUUUCUCUGGACCUUGGAUUGACUGGAUGUUAAUCGAGGGGCAAGGCCUGCUUUGUCUAGACGUCAAGGCCAAAACCGGCGAACUUGUAGACGCAGGUGAACCCAAGUUUACCACCACAACCGUAUCUCAAGUCGGCGAAGCCACUGCCGCUGCGUUGCUCCACUCCGAGAAAACCAAGAAUCAGUAUGUACACAUCUCCUCGUACAACACUACUCAAAAUCAAGUUCUUGAGGCUCUGGAACGUAUCUCUGGAACCAAAUUUGCCAUGAAGAUUUUGAGCCAGACGGAACUCUAUGCGCGAGCUACAAAGCACGUCGAGGAAGGCGAAUGGACCACUGGGUAUUACGAGCUUGCUGCUUCGACUACGUACAGUGAUGCCCCAGUUACUUAUUUUCCGGAUAAGGCGGAGCAUUGGAACAAGGUGCUUGGGCUUCAAGAGGGUGAGGGCUUUGACGAGAUGAUCGCUCGGGUACUGGCGACCGUGGGUUGA